UGAAGAUUGUGGGAAAUUAAGAAAUGCAGGACUUAUGAAUAUGCUAUUCUAAAAGACAUAAAAGGUAACACAGAUUGUUAAUUGCUAUUUGUUCCUUAUAUAAUCCAAGCUCUCUUUCUGAGCGUUACACAGUGAUUCAAUCAGGGUCUCACCAAGUAUGUUUCGCUGGCACUGUAAAAUUCUGCAGAUAUGCCUCUGUUUGGCAUAUCUUUCGCUCCAGGAAGCACACUCGAGAAGCCUUGGCAGUAGCGCUGAAAAUUGGUACUCAAGAUAUUUUGGUGAAAAUUAUGGAGCAAAGGCAGAAUCUCCGUCAAGAAACAGACGCUCGUACGGAGCUGGAGCUGGUGCUGAAGCAACUGUCGGAAUUGGUGCUGCAGCCAAUUUAGGACCUGGAUUCAAUGCAGGAGCUGGAGUCGCUGCGGGAUUUGGAACAGGUGUAGGAAUUGGAGCCAAUGCAGGAGUUGGAGCUGGUGUAGGAGUUGGAGCCGGUGUAGGAGUUGGAGCCGGUGUAGGAGUUGGAGCUGGUGUAGGAGCUGGAGUUGGUGUAGACUUUGGACUAGAAUUCGCUGGUACAUUUGCGAAUAGGUUGGCUUAUCAACUUUAUGGUAGCGUUCCAUUCCGCACCAUUUUCGGUUACAGGAUCAACGCCGAUGCUCUAGGGAACAUCGGAACUGUUUUAGCACAAAACAUGUGCACCGAGUUCAGGCUUCCAGAUCCUGCUCUAGUUCAGAACGCAUAUGUCAACGCCUUAUUUAGCAUCACCACAGCAAGUUCGCCAGAAGCGUAUAUAAGAGCAAUAGUUGGCACCACAACUCAGCUUUUGAUAUCUAACAACAUUUUGACUCCUUAUAAUUCGCUUGAGCUCACUAAUACCAUUGCAAAUAUUAUAACGAAUUCAAUUUCUUUAUCACCCUACUCGAAUGUAACAUUUGAUGCAACUGGAAUAGCUGGUUAUGACGCAACUGAUAUAUAUGGCGGACGAAAUUCCAUCGCCGCAUAUGGAAACUCUGACAUAGGUGCCAGAGAUGGUUAUUGGGGAGAUGCAGGACUUAGAGCUGGUUUAGAUGCCGAGGCAUCCGUAGGAUUGCGGUCUAGAGAAGGGUUAGGUGCAGGAAACAGUGUCGGAGUAGGCGCUGACGUAGGUGCUAAUAUUGGUGCUGGAGUUCGUGUUGGAAGAGAAGUUGGAGCUUCAAUUGGCGCGGACAUUGGAGUAGGUGCAGAUGUCGAUGUUGGAGACGCUCGAUCUCGUUUUCAUGGUUUAGGCAACAGACUAAUACGUGGAUCGUUUGGACUUGAUCAAGAUAUCAACGUUGGUGUAGGUGCGGGUGCAGAAAUAGGCCUUGGGGUCAGUGUAGGCUUGGAAGAGUCUGCCAGGCUUUUUGUGCAAAGAUUAUCUGAACAACUAAUCCGGGAAAGAUAUUUCAAGACAGUAUUUUCGGAAUCAAUUCCAAACUCAGUGGGGAAAAUGCUUUCAUCUGCAAUCUUCCAAUUUCUUUCAAAAGCAUUUGUAGUUUCCCGGUCUUUUUGGAGCUACUUUGAAAAUGAUUUUGUGCAGUUAUUAGCAUAUACCGGAGGCGAUGGAUAUAAAUAUGGUUUAGGUUUAGAUGCAGGUGUUGGAGUUAAUAUUGGUGCUGAUGUGGGAGUUGGAGUGGGAGUAUCAGCAGGACUUGAUGCAGAAGUAGGAGCUGGAAUUGGGUUAGGUGCAACAGCAGGCCUAGGAGCAGGAGUUGGUGCAGGAAUUGGAGCCGGUGCAGGAAUUCGAGCCGGUGCAGGAGUUGAAGCUGGUGUAGGAAUAGAUGCAGAAGUUGGCCUGGGAGCCGGCGUAGGAGUAGGAGCAGAAAUUGAUGCUGGAGCUUCGGUCGGAACUCGUGGUGGACUUGGAGCUAGAGGAGGCUGGUAUGGAAAUCCGUCACCCGAAGUCAUAGCUGUAUACCUUGCAACAUCUGUUUGUAAUGCUUUAAUCGAAUCACGUUUAUUUACCCCACAAGUACUGGGACUUCAAGUAGCAAUGGCAGCAAAAGCAAUCGGCGCAGGAAUUUCAAACUACUUGAGCACAUCUAUGGUUCCUGGUGUUGGAUUAGCAGUUAAUUCUAAUCCGUACAAUUCAUAUUACACAAUUUUAAAUGGCCUCGAGGUUCUACCAUACGUAGGGCCUGAUGCGAUAACCCGACAUUUUCCUCCUGUUUUAAAAGCCGCAAAAGCAACGGUUUUUGCAGAGCGAUUUACUAGGGCUUUGUAUCUAAAUCUUGUUUCAUCUAGCAGAUUUACAGAAGCGUUUUUGUUAGGAAUACCAGCUAGAACUUAUAAAAUCAUUGCAAAUUCCUUAGGUAACUUUAUGGCAGAAGCAUUUGGCUCAAACAAUCCAUCCUUCUUUGCAGAUUUGUAUUCAAAUACAUUGCUGCCUUCCUCAGAGAAAGUAAGUUUUAAAACUCAUGCUCGCAGAUUGGCUGAAGCUACUGCUAAGGCACUUUAUGCCCUUGGAUAUUUUGUGUUUGGAAACCCAAAUUUGCAAGCCGCUAUCGCUUCAAAUGCUAUUAUUAGGUCAAUUAUUACUAGAUACAGACUACGGCCUACAACUUGGGACGUCAGUCCAGCGAUACCCGGAUCAAAUCUGUAUUGGAGCACACGAAUAGCAGGAGUCGGGACCGAUAUCAGAGCGGGAGAAAGUGCAGCAGGAUUGGGAGUAGGUGUAGGUGCAGAAGCAAGCUUAGGAGUUGGAAUCGGAGCAGGUUUGGGAGUAGGCGGAGCUUUGGGAGUAGGUCCACGUUUGGGAGUAGGAACAAGUUUGGGCGUAGGAGCAGGUUUGGGCGUAAGAGCAGGUUUGGAAGCAGGAGCUGAAUUAGGUCUAGGGGUGGGAGCUGGUCUCAGUGCAGGCUUAGGAGUAGGAGCAGAAGCUGGUAUAGGAGCAGGGGUUGGACUCGGUGUGGGAGUUUUGGACGCUGCAGGCAUUGGAUUUGGAGCUGGACUAGGAGGUUCCUUGGGCUUUGACAGAAGACAUGGCCUUGGAGUAGGUUUAGGAAGUACAUUAGGCGCUGCUAGUGGUUUGGGAACUAUAUUAGGAUAUGGAGCUGGUAUUGGAGCAGGGUUGGGACUAGGAUUGGGUGUUGGAGCAGAAGUUGGUGUAGGUGCAGGCUUGGAAGUCGGUGCUGGGUUGCAAGUUGGAUUAGGAGCGGGAGCUGGGUUGCAAGCUGGAUUAGGAGUUGGUGCUGAACUACAGGCAGGAGUAGAAGCUGAUGUAGGAGCUGGAGCAGACCUGGCAGCAGAAUUUGAUUUGGAAGCCCAACUUGAAGCUCAACUUCAGGCUCAGGCUCAAGCUCAAUUAGAGGCAGAUAUACAAGCUCAAGUUUUGGCACAAGUAGGAAGAAAGAAAAGAGCACUUCGCCAAAGAAGAGACAUUUCGCAUUACGACACAGUAGCACUUCUUACAAAGAAUGCUUUGACUUCUGGAAAACGAUCAAGGCGUUCCGCAGGUGUAUUUGGUGGGGCAGAAGUUGAUGCUAACCUCGGUGUUGGAGUUGAAGCAGGAUUAGGUGUAGAAGCCGGAAUAGGUGCAGGUAUUGGAGCCGGUAUUGGUGUCGAAGCAGGUGUUGGUGUAGAUGUUGGAGUAGGUGGUGGAGCUGAAGUUGGAGUGGGUAUUGGAGCAGGAGGUAAUGUAGCAUCUAUUUUAUCAGUCUUACCUAACUUGUUGGCAACUAAACUGUAUGCAUCUACUGCAAUGUACACCGCAAUGACAAUGUAUGGCACAAGGAAGGUAGUCAACGUUAUAGCUCAAAGCAUAGCAGCACGAUUCGGAUUCCGAGUUGCCGCUGUGUUUGUCACGGCGUACAACAGGAACUGUGCAGACAUUUCCGACAAUAGCUUCGGUCCAUCUAUUUCAGCACUUGCAAUUGCCACAACUGAAGCCCUGUCCGCAGCUGGUGUUCUCUCCAUCAACUUCACUGUCCUCUCAGCAGAUCAGCUAGCAACAGCCAUCGUAGCCAAAUAUUCAUGCCUGAUCGCCACUUCAAUGGACCCAGUCGAAUGGAACACGUCGGCAAGGUGGACUCAUCAUUAUGAUGAGUAUCUUUACGAACCUCCUUUGGCUCCCGGUUACAAUAAGUACAACGACUAUACAAUUACUCCUUCUGUCAAUCGAAGGAACGAUCCCUUCAUGCUGGAUUACGGAACCAAUACCGAUCCUGAGAUAAAUAGAGCUGGUUCGGACAGCUCCUAUAUCAACAAAGUAAUGUUCUGAGCAACAAAGUUAACCCUUCUGGCAGCAAAGCCUGAGUAUAUUCGGGAUGGUGUAUGAAGUUCAAUAAUGAAUGGACAUGGUCCUGCCACUAGGAGAGUUAAUUUCAAUGGAACAUUUUGAAAGGAUUUCAUUAGAAACUAAAUAGCCAAGAAGUAAGACAUGAUGAAUAUCUAUUGUAUUCUUCGAUAAUAUUCUCUCAUUAAAAGCAAAUUCAAAGCACUUCAACAGUUUUGCUUCAUAUUUUCUUAAAAUUUAUUUUAAUGUUUCCGUUUUAAAUUGUUUUGAACUGUUUAUUACUUUAACGAAACACGCGGACAUAUGGAUAUGUUAUGAAAGUAUUGUAAAAAAAAAAUUUAAAUGUUGUCAUAAAAGAUUGGUUCAUCCUUUAAUUUAUAAAUGUACUCAAAAUGGAAGUAAAACUUUUGUUAUUGUA
This is a messenger RNA of Uloborus diversus, 4667 nucleotides long. RefSeq names its product fibroin heavy chain-like. The transcript has a single exon. NCBI's taxonomy places the organism in Eukaryota, Metazoa, Arthropoda, Arachnida, Araneae, Uloboridae. Gene Ontology annotation, molecular function: transferase activity. The record is from RefSeq and is a predicted model, not a curated record. The coding region runs from base 158 to 4234 and encodes 1358 amino acids.